This is a messenger RNA of Vitrella brassicaformis, 1499 nucleotides long. Lineage: Eukaryota; Vitrellaceae. The record is from the annotation of a GenBank genome assembly.
CGAAAGGUGUCAUUGUGAUUCGCAAAAAUGACUCGCCGGCGGGUGGAACGACUGACUUCUCAUGAUAAAACAGUCUUCUUGCCAGCGUCAGGCAAGCCUUGAGUGGUUUUACAGGCACGAAUACAUACUAUUGCAAGACGGCCAGAAAGCACUCUCGACAAACAUGUGGAUAUUCGUUGCCAGGCAUUUUCGUGUGCUCUCCGUCUGGCCGAUCGCCUCCCAUUACUCGGGGGCCCCUCCCCCCUCGUGACAGUUCGUUUGCGUGGGGUCCCAUCGAUUAAGAUGUCAAGCACUCUCGUUCUGCUGUGUAUCUUCUGUAUACAAUGGCGUCAGGGCGGCGCCAUCACUGAUGGAGAAGCGGCCCAACGCAAUACUGAACAAGUGCUACAGGCACUUAGAGCCAUAGGUGUCGACCCCAAGAGAGGACCACCGCAGCUCAGAGCCGAAGACGACCCGAAGAAUAUUCCCAAGCCCUCUGUCAACCUACAGGCGUUGAGGAAGGAGACUCCCUUUGUCUAUGCACAUCCGCUUCCUGGUGCCAUUCUCGUGUCUCCUCUGACGAGCAUCGCUUUUCGGCCGGCGGACAAAGUGGACAGAGACAGCAUUCAAAAAAAAAUACUUGUCCGAGGUGAUGUCUCGGGCAAUCAUGAUGGAGAGACGCGGUUGCUGAGUGACCACCGAACCGUCUAUUUCGUACCCGACGUGGCCUUCAUGCCUGGCGAGUCUGUUAGCGUAAUGGUAGAGAAGGGAAUCAUGACUGAAGAUGGAGAUUCACUCCCUCCCUCCUCGUGGAGCUUCAACAUGUCAUGGAGAGGCUUGGACACUUACCGCCGAGAUGCAGGGAUCAAAGUGCCAGAAAGCUCCAUCAGUGAGGCUUCUUCGCCCGAGACGCUGCGUCUGUUUAGAAAAGCAGAGGCUUCUUCGCCCGAGACGCUGCGUCUGUUUAGAAAAGCUGAAGAUAUCGACUGGUUAUUGGGCAUCCCUGGUGUUGGUCAGCGAGAAACUGAGGCAGACGAUAUGGACGAGGUCAACGACAUCGAUUGUGGUGAACCGGAGCCUUCAGAUGAUGAGAGACAGUUCUACGCUCCCAGCUGCUUGUACAGGCAAGAUGAGUGAUUCAUUCAGGGUUAUCCGUGGUCUGCUUCCUUAGUUUCAUUCCGCUGCGUCCCCUUCAGGACUCUUCCUUCGAACUACCCCCGUGCGCGAGUGACUCUUCAAGGCAACCUCACAGAAUUGUCAGAUGGCUACGUAUUCACACUAGGACCGGAACCUGGGGGCCAAAAGCCUGUUUUUCACAUCAUCAUGACAGCGCGGGGCGAUCCAGUCUACUAUGAUCGAAGCAGCGAUCACCUCGAGCCUACGCACAACGGGCAGCUUACGCGGUGGUAGUCGGGACUACGCACACCGAGAACGCACAUCAGGACUCGAGGAGGGGCCGCGAGGAUCCUCGGUCCUGAUUAUGCCGAGCGGGCACGAUUCUUCGUCAAACACGGAGGAAG